UAGCCACGUAAAGCCCAACCCCAGAACUGUUAAGGUUGCUCAAGAUGGCUUUGCCGCCGGAACAGAUCAACAUCAAGCGGCGUCGCGAAGAAGAACCCGUGGACACAUUAUAUAUCCAGUCUGAGCUGCAUCAGACCAAACGACGAUUCACAGACUUUGUUUUCCAACGAGUUCAGAUCAGCAGCCAUGGUCCCAAGGGUACCACCGCCAGUGGGACAGCUGACCCAUCAUCAUCCCUGGUACCUGGGCAGCAGAGAGUCAUCCGCACUCCACGUUCGGUGAGCAGUGGCGUGUCCUCUCGCACCAGCGCUGCGAAUGAUGGCGGCGGAACCCCAGCAGCGGCAGGCGUCGUCCCCAUGGUGAGAGCCACCUCCCCCGGGGCCGAGUUCCGCGAGGAACGCCGUCUCGCCGCCGCGCGCAGGGAACAGGAUGAGAAAAUGAAGCGAGCGUUGUAUUCAUCCCCCGUGCCGUCGACCCCUGCGUCGCCGGCGGGUGCUCGCUCGUCAGCACCAGCACCAGCACCAUCACCCGCUCAUGCGGCUGAGCGCACUUCUGACUCCGCCGCCGUCGGUAAACUUAUUUCCACCGCCUCCAGUGGGAAUGAAAGUCCUGCUUCGCCGUCUACUGCCUCCCAGUCACUGCGCCGUUUCCAAAUUUCGCGGUCAAGUACCCCCGUCAACAGCACGCUCCGGAGUACAGGUGCGGGAGUGCAGAAGCGGAAAGGGGAUAGUCCUGUGGCUGUGCUUGUGGAGAAGCUGAGGCGCAAGCCUCAUUCAAGACAGGCGUCUUUGGUUGCGGAUGCGGUUGCUGGGGUUGAAGGGUUGGGUGCGGAGGUUGAAGAGCCAAUACGACCGCGCAAGCGGCCGGUGGUCAAUCAGGCAGAGAGGAAAUGGAGGGAAGAGCGGAAGACCGCGAUCUCGGCUGCUAAACAGCAUAUCUCCCAGGUCCUGGAUAAAGAAGCUCAGGCUUCGCAUCAGAGGACUUGGGAGGCUGAGUCAGAGCGACUCGCAAAAGAGCUAGAGCAGGUCGCUCUGGAAUUAGAUGCCGAGAUGGAAGUGGACAUGUCGUAUACAGGGUCACAAAACCACCCGCGCAACAUUACAUCUCUGGUGUCUGGGGCUGGCCAGCCUCCGCAGUCUCAUUCUGUGGGAACACCCAAGCCGACUUUGAAAUACCAGCCACGAACACCCAAUAAACAUAGCUCUACACAAAAGCUCGUUGACGGCAGCUCUGUCCAGAAUCCUAACUCGGCGGCUGACGCGCUCACUGCAGACCAGGAUGACGAUGAAGUUGAGAGCGACGGAGAAUAUGUCUACGAUACGUACAUUCGAAGGCCGCUUCCAGUUAGCGGCUUGCUUGCGGACCCGUUGGCCAAUCUGGAGUUGGACCAUGAGGCCUGGUUCAAGCAGCAUGGGAUUGAUAUGACUCGGCAGGAUAUUGGAGUCAUUGUCAUUACCCUAGAGGAUGAAGAAUACUGGGAGAAUUUUGUUGAGGAGGAGGAGGAGGAUGAAGAGCGGUGGGACAGCGAAGACGCAGACUCCAACGCUGAGAAUAAUCCCGCAAAUGAUUAUCCAGAUGAAGAAUUGUCGUGGGACGAUGAGGAUGAGGAUCCGACAGCUAUCUACAGUAAAUAUCGAAACCAUGCACGGUCUGAUGACGAAGAAUUUGACUUUGACGACUCGGCUAGCGAGGGGCACUGUCGAUUUGACUAUGGAUUCCGGUCACACGUGGAGUCGGAUGAGGAAAGUUGGUGAAGGAUUCGAAUAAGGUCUGUGGGACAGAGCUCUGAAGACGGGAAGGAAUCAUUCACAAGUGCAGGAAGGCAGCCGAGACUAGCUGGGGUGGCUGCGUCUGCAGAACGAAGGUCUGCCUCAUUUGGUGGAGGAUGUGUGAUGCAUAGUACUUUGGGGAAGGGUGCGAUGCUGCAAGUUGCAGGAGAAACCGAUGACGACUCUGGGGAAGAAGAAGUGAUAGACCGAAGCAGUUGAUGCAGCAGAGCAGAGAUAGGGAGACCUGUUCAGUAGAAGUGGUUUCAAUCAUGCGAGAGAGAAUUUCAGUGGAGGAGCCAACGCAUCUAUGCAU
This is a messenger RNA of Aspergillus homomorphus CBS 101889, 2082 nucleotides long. RefSeq names its product Iwr1 domain-containing protein. Gene Ontology annotation, cellular component: cytoplasm. Bases 45 to 1754 code for a protein of 569 amino acids. The transcript has 3 exons. Lineage: Eukaryota; Fungi; Ascomycota; Eurotiomycetes; Eurotiales; Aspergillaceae. The record is from RefSeq and is a predicted model, not a curated record. Gene Ontology annotation, biological process: protein import into nucleus.